AUGUCUACGCCACCCGUUCCUUUCAAUCGACUCAAGCAGAUUGCUUCCGAUGUCUGCAACAGUGCCAUCGGGAGUGCCGAAUUCUACGACCACGCGAAGACUGAGCAAUGGAACUCAACCAUUAUUAGCUCGAUGCUGAAAGCCGUAAUUUCCGAGUCGACGCCGCAAGGAGCCUCUUCUCCGUCGUUCAAGUUUGCCUGCAACAGCACCAUUGUCCAGCACUUGGUCCCUACCUCGUCAUUGAACAAGCCCCGCGGCGGCACCGAGAUCAAGACGGAGGAGCCUCACAUCUCGACGAGCACAGAGGCGACGGCGACGGACGGCAAGCCCCAUGUCGGCCGACGGGGCAUGCACAGCGCCACGGGCGCCUACUGGGACGAGAAGAAGGACGGCAUGUGGACGUUCAAGUUUGACGGUGGUGAGAGCAAGGGAAUGGAUGUUGUCAUCAUGCUCAUCUGGGUUGCCAUCUAG
Hirsutella rhossiliensis is the source of this 471-nucleotide messenger RNA. Its product is annotated as tctex-1 family domain-containing protein. The transcript is spliced from 4 exons. NCBI's taxonomy places the organism in Eukaryota, Fungi, Ascomycota, Sordariomycetes, Hypocreales, Ophiocordycipitaceae. Gene Ontology annotation, cellular component: cytoplasmic dynein complex; cytoplasm. Gene Ontology annotation, biological process: microtubule-based movement. The record is from RefSeq and is a predicted model, not a curated record. Gene Ontology annotation, molecular function: dynein intermediate chain binding. Bases 1 to 471 code for a protein of 156 amino acids.